Molecule: messenger RNA, 1613 nt
Organism: Rhododendron vialii
Lineage: Eukaryota; Viridiplantae; Streptophyta; Magnoliopsida; Ericales; Ericaceae
Product: inositol-tetrakisphosphate 1-kinase 1
Exons: 1
Coding region: 211-1179 (322 amino acids)
Biological process (GO): inositol trisphosphate metabolic process
Cellular component (GO): cytoplasm
Molecular function (GO): inositol-1,3,4-trisphosphate 5-kinase activity; inositol-1,3,4-trisphosphate 6-kinase activity; inositol-3,4,5,6-tetrakisphosphate 1-kinase activity
Source: RefSeq, a predicted model, not a curated record
CUUUGUGUCUCUCUCUUGUCUACUUGAUGAUAUUGUAUUGUAUUCCUGUAUCGAAUAUCUUUUUCCGUAGUUUUCAAUAUUAUCCUUUCAAGCGAAUUCGAUUCUAUUCAUUGCCGAUAACAACAGAAAUAAAGCCCCAAGAAUUCGCCCAAUUUUACCACCAUCACCGUUUCGAAUUCCAGAGGGUUAUGCAUUUUGGAGCGGAAGGCAAUGGCGGAACCCAUAAGCAGAUUCAGAAUCGGCUACGCGCUCGCACCGAAGAAGAAAUAUAGCUUCAUCCAGCCUUCCCUGGUGGACCUCGCAAGCCAGCGCGGCAUCGAUCUCAUCCCGAUCGACGUCGACAGGCCCCUAGCCGAUCAGGGCCCGUUCGACUGCGUCCUGCACAAGAUGUGCGGCGAGGACUGGAAGAACCAGCUCAAGGACUACGCGGCGGGGAACCCCGCCACGCGGGUCAUUGACUCGCCGGACGACAUCGAGCGGCUGCACAACCGGAUCUCGAUGCUCGACGUGGUGGGGGAGCUGGAGUUGAAUUUAGAGACCGCCAGGACGGAGUCCUUCGGGAUCCCGAAGCAGGUAGUUAUACAUAACGAGGAGACUCUGAUGAAUCCGGAUUUGUGGACCGAGGGUUUGAAAUUUCCCGUCAUUGCGAAACCCUUGGUUGCCGAUGGGAGCGCGAAGUCGCACAAGAUGUCGCUGGUGUACAACCGAGAGGGUUUGAGCAAGCUGAAGCCCUCGAUCGUGCUGCAGGAAUUCGUGAACCACGGCGGCGUGAUAUUCAAGGUGUACGUCGUCGGGGACUACGUCAAGUGCGUGAAGAGGAAUUCCCUGCCGGACGUGUCGGAGGAGAAGGUCAUGAGCCUUGAGAGCUCUUUGUGUUUUUCGCAGAUCUCGAAUCUGCCUUCACAUGACAAGAGCGACGAGGUUAAGUAUUGCACGUCGAAUUUGUUGGAGGAGGCGGAGAUGCCUCCGUCGCGUCUUAUCACUGAUAUUGCUCUCGGGUUGCGAAAGGCGACCAAACUGCAUCUUUUUAACUUCGAUGUUAUUAGGGAUAUUAGGGUUGGGAAUAGGUACUUGGUAAUUGACAUAAACUACUUCCCCGGGUACGCAAAAAUGCCGUCGUACGAGACUGUUUUGACGGACUUUUUCUGCGAUAUGUUGGGGAAGAAAGAGAAAGAUUGAUAAAAAGAAGCAAUUUCGGUGGUUGGCAAUAAUGGGCGUGAAUGGAAUUGUGGGUUUCCUUAGUAGGGAAGAAACAGAGUAACCCAUUCAAGUAUGAUGCUACCGAAUAGGCAAUAGAGUUGGGACCAUGGUUUAGUUUGUUGGUUCAUUGCCCAAAAGUUUGGGUCAAGAGAAGCCGCUCAAGUGUGAAGACCAACAUUUCUUUUAGAAUAGAAGUUACUAUUAGUGGUCAAUAAGUAGGCUCUUUGCUUCCGUUUACAUGGUGUUCCUUGUUGAUCAUGUAUAUUUCCAUUGUGGGUUUGGGAGAGACAAGUACUUGACUGGGAGAUGGGUACUUCUCGAAUACUCACAAGUUUUUGGUAUAUGUAAUUCAUGGCUUAGGAACUGUUCAAAUGUCUGGCAACUUUAAUCAAUGAAUUUUGGUAUUUUGUCGA